This is a messenger RNA of Gossypium raimondii (Peruvian cotton), 3039 nucleotides long. RefSeq names its product homeobox-leucine zipper protein REVOLUTA. The transcript has 18 exons. The record is from RefSeq and is a predicted model, not a curated record. NCBI's taxonomy places the organism in Eukaryota, Viridiplantae, Streptophyta, Magnoliopsida, Malvales, Malvaceae. The coding region runs from base 406 to 2925 and encodes 839 amino acids. Gene Ontology annotation, molecular function: DNA-binding transcription factor activity; DNA binding; lipid binding.
CAUUUCAUCUCUUUCCAAUUCCUCACUGUUUCAAGCUCAGACUUAUUAGAUCACUCACUGUCACAGCUUUUUUUUUCCCCUUCAUUUAUUUCUCUCUUUGAGGAAAAAAGUUUAUAUUUUGCAGAAAGAACCCUUCACUUUGUAGUCUUGACAUCCUUUUUCUUGUUCUUCAUCAUGGUUAAGAUUUGUGUUCCUCUUGACAUUUCUUUGUUUAGUUCUUUCAAAAAACCAGCUUUUUUCUAAUGCUAAUACUUUUGUGGCUCUCUCGAAAAAGAGAGCCGAUUUUUGUUAUUGUGUAAUAAAAAAAAACAGUUGAGUUGACCCCCUUUUUGUUCUGGUUUAAAUAAUUGGAUCUUUGAGAGACAUCAAAACACAAACAGCUGUUUCAAAGAUUGCUUCUUUGAAAUGGCUAUGGCGAUGACACAUCAUCACAACAGGGAAAGCAGCGUAGACAAGCAUUUAGAUACAGGCAAGUAUGUUAGGUACACAGCUGAACAAGUUGAAGCUUUGGAACGUGUUUAUGCUGAAUGUCCAAAACCAAGUUCUUUGCGUAGGCAACAGUUAAUAAGGGAAUGUCCUAUUCUUUCUAACAUUGAGCCUAAACAGAUCAAAGUUUGGUUCCAAAAUCGCAGGUGUAGAGAGAAACAAAGGAAAGAAGCUUCAAGGCUUCAAACAGUAAAUAGAAAAUUAACAGCAAUGAAUAAGCUGUUAAUGGAAGAGAAUGAUAGGUUGCAAAAACAGGUUUCUCAGUUGGUUUGUGAGAAUGGGUACAUGAGACAGCAAUUGCAUACUGUAAAUGCAUCUGCGACUGACGCGAGCUGUGACUCUGCGGUUACCACUCCUCAGCAUUCACUGAGAAAUGCUAAUAACCCUGCUGGACUCCUCUCUAUUGCGGAGGAGACCUUGGCAGAGUUCCUUUCCAAGGCUACGGGAACUGCUGUCAAUUGGGUCCAGAUGCCUGGGAUGAAGCCUGGUCCAGAUUCAGUUGGGAUAUUUGCCAUUUCCCAAAGUUGUAGUGGAGUGGCAGCUCGAGCUUGCGGUCUUGUAAGUUUAGAACCUACAAAGAUUGCAGAGAUUCUUAAAGAUCGUCCAUCUUGGUUCCGGGACUGUCGGAAGCUUGAAGUUUUCACCAUGUUUCCAGCUGGCAAUGGUGGUACGAUUGAGCUUGUAUACACACAGAUGUUUGCUCCGACUACAUUGGCUCCUGCAAGGGACUUUUGGACUCUAAGAUACACUACAACUUUAGAGAACGGCAGUCUUGUGGUAUGUGAGAGGUCUCUUUCGGGUUCCGGAGCUGGCCCGAGUGUGGCUUCCGCAGCUCAAUUUGUGAGAGCUGAAGUGCUUCCUAGUGGCUAUUUGAUUAGGCCUUGUGAGGGUGGAGGGUCGAUUAUCCAUAUUGUUGACCAAUUGAAUCUUGAGGCAUGGAGUGUGCCGGAGGUCUUGCGCCCCCUUUACGAAUCAUCCAAAGUAAUUGCUCAGAAAAUGACUAUUCCGUAUGUGAAGGCGCUGCGCUACGUUAGGCAGAUUUCCCAAGAGACAAGCGGCGAGGUGGUUUACAGUUUGGGCAGGCAGCCUGCUGUGCUUAGAACAUUUAGCCAAAGAUUAAGCAGGGGCUUCAAUGAGGCAAUAAAUGGAUUCAACGAAGAUGGCUGGUCGAUAAUGAAUUGUGAUGGUACUGAGGAUGUGAUAAUUGCUAUUAAUUCCAGCAAGAGCUUGAGCAACAGUUCGAAUCUGAGCACCGGUCUUUCAUUCCUCGGGGGUGUUCUAUGUGCAAAGGCAUCCAUGCUGCUUCAGGAUGUUCCUCCUGCUGUUCUUGUCCGAUUCUUGAGGGAACAUCGUUUGGAAUGGGCUGAUUUCAAUGUCGAUGCUUAUUCAGCUGCAUCAUUGAAGGCCGGAACAUAUGCUUAUCCUGGAAUGAGACCUACAAGUUUUACUGGGAGUCAGAUCAUCAUGCCACUCGGCCAGACGGUCGAACACGAAGAGCUGCUCGAAGUUAUAAGACUCGAAGGCCAGUCUCUUACGCAAGAAGAUGCCUUUCUAUCAAGGGACAUUCAUCUAUUACAGAUAUGUAGUGGAAUUGAUGACAAUGCGGUUGGGGCCUGUUCGGAGCUUGUGUUUGCACCAAUAGAUGAGAUGUUUCCGGAUGAUGCUGCCUUACUACCUUCGGGAUUCCGCAUUAUCCUGUUGGAGUCAAAACCAGAUUCGUCGGCUACAAAUCGGACUUUGGAUCUUACUUCGAGUCUCGAAGUGGGGCCUGCAACAAGCCAAGCUGCCGGAGAUUCUCCGUGUCAGAACGCACGAUCGGUGUUGACAAUUGCCUUCCAGUUUCCCUUCGAUACCAAUCUUCAGGAUAAUGUUCUGACCAUGGCACGCCAGUAUGUCCGUAGCGUCAUUUCUUCUGUCCAGAGGAUUGCUAUGGCCAUAUCUCCAUGUGGAUCGAGCCCAACUAUAGGACCAAAGCCAUCUCCAGGUUCUCCCGAAGCACUUACGUUGGCUCAUUGGAUCUGCCAGAGCUACAGUUUCCAUUUGGGGGAAGAGUUGUUGAAAUCCGAAUCACUUGGUGGCGACUCAGUAUUGAAGAAUCUUUGGCAACAUCAGGAUGCAAUAUUGUGUUGUUCGUUGAAGUCUGUACCGGUUUUCAUCUUCGCAAAUCAGGCCGGUCUAGACAUGCUUGAGACAACUCUAGUGGCUCUACAAGACAUCACACUGGACAAAAUAUUCGAUGAGUCGGGACGGAAGGCAUUGUGCUCUGAUUUCACCAAGUUGAUGCAGCAGGGAUUCACUCACUUGCUGGCCGGAGUUUGCAUGUCGACAAUGGGCCGCCACGUCUCGUAUGAACAAGCUGUUGCUUGGAAAGUACUUGCAGCUGAUGCAAACACUGUCCAUUGCUUGGCAUUCUCUUUUAUAAACUGGUCUUUUGUGUGAACAAAAAAGAAAAUUAUAAUUUAAAUUUUCCGAAUAUCCAGUUUUUUUUUCUCUCUAGCCAAACAUGAAUGGGGAGUAAAAUGAAAUGAAAAAGAACGGAGAAAGUUCAGCUCA